Messenger RNA from Drosophila yakuba, 6538 nucleotides. RefSeq names its product homeobox protein abdominal-A. Gene Ontology annotation, biological process: negative regulation of transcription by RNA polymerase II; anterior/posterior pattern specification. The coding region runs from base 2122 to 3894 and encodes 590 amino acids. Gene Ontology annotation, molecular function: RNA polymerase II cis-regulatory region sequence-specific DNA binding; DNA-binding transcription factor activity, RNA polymerase II-specific. The transcript has 6 exons. Gene Ontology annotation, cellular component: nucleus. The record is from RefSeq and is a predicted model, not a curated record. Lineage: Eukaryota; Metazoa; Arthropoda; Insecta; Diptera; Drosophilidae.
AAAUCCUUCGAAAUGCCAGAUAGCGAAGUUCUCUAAGUGGAAAAGUUAAGAAAUUGCAGAUUCGCUUUAUUUCCGCACACAUUUGCUCUACAAAGGAGGACGAGAGCAAUGGGAGAGAGGGAUGGGUGAAAUGCUUGUGUGUUGUCCAAUUUCGAUCAUAAAUUUUAAAUUUUUUCAUAAAAAUGUCAUAACAGCAAUUCCAGUGACAACAGAAAAGAGAGAAAAUAAAGGCGGACAAAAGGCGGCGGCCGAAAAAAGAAGAGGCAGAGCUGUCUUUUUGUGAUUUUGCCGAGUCGGCGUUUUCAUCUGUCGAAAUAUAAGGGUUUUUUUGUAACACCACUAGAGGGUGAUCCCAUAAAGAAGUCAAAUACAAAUUUUGGCUAAUUUGUAUCGAAGGGCGGCACUCACUCAAAACCAGCGCACUCAAAAUGAAUAAUGCACGGUAAUUUAAUCAACAAUAACAUUUUGCCAAACAAAGCAUAAAACACUUAAAAAAGCAUAGCACUCAAAGCGGGACUCCAAUAGUUUCACCUCAGCUCGCACAUUCUCACUUUAUAUUCAUAAAGAGUCGAGUUAGUCGCUCAACUCGGAAAAUCACUCACUCAAAGCAGCGAGGCGGCCAUCAUGCGAGAGAGCGAGAACGAGAGAGAGCAGUGGCGGUGCUUGGCUUGGGUGCAUGCGAGCAGGAGCGGGACAGACAUAUGAGCUGGCUGCGCUGCCAUCUUUCUUAUUGCCGCCGCUGCCGCAGUCGACGUCGAGUCAUUCGAGUCAGGAGUGAGCCAAAAUGAAUUGUCACAAACUCAGCAUCCAAACUUGCCCAUAAGAACGCUCGCAUGGCUUUUGUAUUGCGCCAUAAACGUUUCGCUGCUCGUAACGCCACAACGCUCGACGUUUCGCAGCGGCUUUGCUUUCGCUUCUCUUCUCGCGCGUAAAGCGGUCUCCCCAAAAAAAUAGAAAACCAAAAAUAUAAAGGAAAACCCCCUCCGUAGACAGACACAACUCAAAGUCUCCAACGACUCAAAGCGCCUCAGUCGCUGCCGCUCUUCCACUCUGCCGCCGUUUCAGUCGACGCCGCUGCCCGCGCUGGCAGCAAGAAUUACCAAUUACACGAAAUUUUUAUACUCUUUUAAAAAUUUCGUUUUAUUAUAAUAUUUAUUAUCGUGGCGCGCAGUAGUGUCUGCGGAACUCAGCUCUCCACUCUUUGGAAUUUCGGCCCUCCGAUUCCGAUUCCGAAUCGGAUUAUACGAUUAUACGACUAUACGACUGUAGUGCGGCUAUACGAUUCAGUUUCCGAUUCGCCGUGUUUAUUGUUCCGUUUCGGCCGCCGGCUUAUUGUCACUUAAGUGUUACAGAUCGCGUAAAAUAUAAUAAAACUGUGUGUGAAAUUCAGAACCGAAAAAACUGUCAAAACACUACGGUUUAUAACUCUCUGUGUGCGGUUCAUAAAAAUUAAAAAGACAUAAAGUUGACAUCGUAAAAAGGUUCUCGCCUUUCCGUUCCAGACUUCGAUAGUUCUUUCUACCUGCAAAGUGUUUUAUUGCAUUUUAAACAAAGUAAUUAAAGCAAAUCGUUGGGAGAAAGCAUUUCUCCGACCACACACACACACUCACGCACUUGAAAAGUCGUUAAAAGCCAAAGGAAAACUCACUCUGCCAUAAAAAUACAAGAGUGCCAUUAAAAAAGAUCGCGCGCCUAUAAAUCACACGUACGAAAUUCCGCCGGCACGACACCCAUUCGAAUUUCCGCGUAAUUGAUGACCGCAUUUUAAUUGCUUUUACAACAAAUAAAAGAUACACACACCCCAAACACACGCAUGCGACACACACACUUGUGCCACAGCUGGAAAAACAUCGCAACCCGAGACCAUAUGCAAAUUUAACAAAUUUCGUUGUGAAUUCGCCAGCUUCGAGCGAAUAAAGUAACAGAAACAGAAAAGCUGCAAAUACAAGCUGCUCGCCAAAAGUUCGCUAGAGAAAACUUGAGAAAGCCAUUAACCAAACGACUCAGAGAAAGAACUCAAAUCAUUCGAACUCAGAAAUCUCCGAAACCAAAAUAGAACAACAAGUGGACUAAACGAAAUUCCGAAGAUCCGAUCCUCGGCCAGAGAGCAAAAUAUGUGCAAUGUCAAAAUUUGUUUUCGAUAGUAUGCUGCCAAAGUAUCCACAGUUCCAGCCGUUUAUCAGUUCGCACCACUUAACCACCACCCCCCCGAAUUCGUCAUCUGCAGCAGUUGCCGCCGCCCUAGCCGCCGCCGCCGCCUCUGCCUCCGCCAGCGUUUCAGCCAGCAGCAGCAGUAACAACAACAACAGCAGCAACACGAUCGCUGGAAGCAACACAAGCAACACCAACAACAGCAGCAGCAGUCCCAGCAGCAGCAGCAACAACAACAGCAAUCUCAACUUGAGCGGAGGAUCCCUAUCGCCGAGCCAUUUGAGCCAACAUCUGGGCCAAUCGCCCCACUCACCCGUCUCCUCAUCGUCGCCCUUCCAGCAGCACCACCCACAGGUGCAGCAGCAACACCUGAACCACCAGCAGCAGCAACACCUGCACCACCAGCAGCAGCAGCACCACCAAUACUCCUCGCUCUCGGCCGCCUUUCAGCUGCAGCAGCAACAACACCACAUCAGCAAACUAGCCGCCGCCGCAGUUGCCUCGCACGGACACGCCCACCAGCAACUGUUGCUCACGCCCCCGUCGGCGGGCAACUCCCAAGCGGGCGACAGCAGCUGCUCCCCGUCGCCCUCGGCGUCCGGUAGCUCCUCGCUGCACCGCAGCCUCAACGACAACUCUCCCGGCUCCGCAUCCGCGUCCGCCUCCGCAUCCGCGGCCAGUUCCGUCGCUGCCGCUGCAGCCGCCGCCGCCGCUGCGGCCAGUUCCUCGUUUGCCAUCCCCACCAGCAAGAUGUAUCCGUACGUGUCUAACCACCCCAGCAGCCAUGGAGGACUCUCCGGAAUGGCCGGGUUUACCGGACUGGAGGAUAAGUCGUGCAGCAGGUACACGGACACCGUCAUGAACAGCUACCAGUCGAUGAGCGUACCUGCCUCGGCCUCCGCACAGUUCGCUCAGUUCUAUCAACAUGCCACAGCCGCCGCAUCGGCGGUAUCCGCGGCCAGUGCCGGCGCGAUCGGCGUGGACUCGCUGGGAAACGCGUGCACACAGCCCGCCUCCGGCGUGAUGCCGGGGGCAGGGGGAGCGGGCGGAGCCGGUAUCGCCGAUCUGCCCAGAUAUCCCUGGAUGACGCUUACAGACUGGAUGGGAAGCCCCUUCGAGCGUGUCGUUUGCGGCGAUUUCAACGGCCCCAACGGCUGUCCCCGAAGGCGCGGUCGCCAGACCUACACUCGCUUCCAGACCCUCGAACUGGAGAAGGAGUUUCACUUCAACCACUACUUAACUCGGCGAAGGCGCAUUGAGAUAGCACACGCCCUCUGCCUGACCGAGCGGCAGAUCAAGAUCUGGUUCCAGAACCGGCGCAUGAAGCUGAAGAAGGAGUUGCGAGCCGUCAAGGAGAUAAAUGAACAGGCGCGACGCGAUCGCGAGGAGCAGGAGAAGAUGAAGGCCCAGGAGACGAUGAAAUCCGCCCAGCAGAACAAGCAAGUGCAGCAGCAGCAGCAACAGCAGCAGCAACAGCAACAGCAGCAGCAGCAACAGCACCAGCAGCAGCAGCAACAGCCGCAGGACCACCACUCGAUCAUCGCACACAAUCCGGGCCACUUGCACCACUCCGUGGUAGGUCAAAACGAUCUCAAGCUCGGCCUUGGCAUGGGCGUGGGCGUCGGAGUGGGCGGCAUCGGGCCGGGCAUUGGUGGCGGAUUGGGGGGCAACCUGGGCAUGAUGAGCGCCCUGGACAAGAGCAAUCACGACCUGCUAAAGGCGGUCAGCAAGGUCAACUCCUAAGCUGAUAGCCACCCAUCGCCCAGCCGAGCCAACGAGCCACUCUUCCACCAGCCGCACCACUAGCACCACCACCGCAGCCACCGCCAGGAUGAGCCAGGAUCAAACCUGAUCAACCAGGAUCAGCAUCCGGCGGUUUUUUCGUCUCCUCGUCUGUGUAACGCGCGAGAUAGCAAGCAGAAGAUAAACUCGAUAACUAAAAUACGUAAAGUUUUACAUAGUAAAUAGUUGCAUAAGUUGCAUAAGUCUACAAAAAACAUACAUACACGCAAAUGGCUGGGUGCGAUGGCUUAGAGGCGAUUAACUGGGCCGGGUUUCAUUGCCGUGGAUCGAAGUUUUCUGAGGUUUCCCCACUGCAGUGGCCUAUUUGAUAGAGCAACGCAUGCGAUUCCCUUCCAGAUCUCCAGUGGGAAUUUGUGUAUCCGACAUUUCUUCCAUACUUUCGCUUUUGCAACCCCUAAACGGGCGAUUCAACCCCCAGUGCAGAGUCUCUGGGCCAACGGGCCCAAUUCGGUAAUAUUAAUGGAUAACUUGAACUACUUAGAAUAGCGGUAAAUGCCUAAGCAAGGAGUUAGCAGGAGACGCGAUCUAUAUAAAUAUAUAUAGAGUAUUGACGAAAUGAGCGAUUUUUGAUAGUCAGAGAACUCCGUUGCCCGCCCCCAACCAACUUCCAAUGGAAGAGGUUUUGGGGAGGGCAACUCGACGGAUUCGAGUGUAAAAUUAUUUGCGACUGCUGUAGAAUAACCUAGUUCGAUAUUUAGAGCCACGUUCGACUAUGUUAAACGGUAUAUAUAUAUACAUAAAUAUAUGGAUAUGCUUAAAGAUUAAAGAUACUUACCUAUAGAGUUAUAAAGCGUACGUUUUGUAUCCACCUAUUUAUUGGAAAUUUAUGUUUAUGUUUUUCAAAAAAAAACCCUCUUCCAAUGUUUUGUUAAGUGAUGUGUUUACUGUGUGUUUGCUGUAUUUCGUUGUAUGCCAACGCUUGAAUACAAUGAUUUCUUCAAUGCCAUAUUAAUCUUAACUCGCGAGCAAGUAAACAAUUAAGCAGCUAAAGUACGCAAAACAAUUGCGCAAGUAUUUCCAUAAAUACCAGUUGUAAGAACAAACGGUAUGCAACAUACCUAAAAGCAUAAUCACGAUUUCAAAUACGUAAUAUAAAUAAUGAGAUAUGAAACAGAAAUGGAAAAUGGAGUAAGAUGGAGCUGAGAAAUUAAAUGUCGUUUGCCAGUGACUAAAAUUUUAAAUUAACUACCAUUAAGCGAAGAACUAAAUAGGCAUCGCUUGAAAGGCCUGCAAAUCUACAAAAAAAAAAAAAACAAACAAAAAGGAAACUCUGAAAUACGUAUUAGCUUAAGGUUGCAACCACAAACAAACUGUCGAAGAAGGCCAAGAAAGGGGAGUUAUAAGAAUGGAAAUAUUAAAUAUUGGCAGAACCCAUAUACGUAGAUUUCAAACUUCCCGAAAUUAAAUUUACCUAGCGUAGUCUUUCGCGGAUUGCAAGUUGAAUUAAAGUCAGAAACUCUAUUUAUUAUACACAACCGGAGGGGAAGGCUUACACAGCGCGUAUUUACAUAAACAAUUAUUGACAAAUAUAUAUGAAUAUAUAUUACAAAUAUAUACAACUAUGAACUAACAUGUGUAUGUAUAAACACCUAAAUGUAUGUGUAUCUUGUAUGGUUAACACAAAAGCAGUCGAGUCAAGUAAAGUCACCUUUUGCCCAAAACCAGUCACCACCAAAAAAAAGCAUCCCCAACCAGCGCUCAUGUUUUUUCUCGAUGGGAUCCAUACUAUCCUAAUAUCUUACUGUCCUAGAGUCCUUUGUUUUUCGAGUCCCACUGGUCGAGUGAUAUUCCCGGGUGGCGACAACCUUUUGCCUUGUUUCACGACUUGAUUGAAGGAAACUGAGUGGUUUCUGUUCCUGUUCCCGCUUCAGUUUUGGUUUUUGUUGCGUUUCAGUUUGGUUUAAGUUAAAUGUUUAGUCUUUUUUGGACGGCCUAGCAAAUUAGCGCGUAAAUCUAUAUUUUGUUUGAACCCUAAUGCUAAAACUUCUGUUAAUUUUACUUUAAGUUUAGUUGUGACGAAUUGUGUAUUAUAUAAUUUUAUGCGAUUUUAAAAUGAAUGCGAAAAAAUUAAAAACACCCUUGUUUUACUCCGACUGGGAAGCAACUGCAACGAGAACCCAUCCAUACGCCGACCUUUUCGAUGAGGUCCAAAAACUCCAAAUCAAAUUUAAUAUUAGAUAAUGCCUAACGAACAUAUAUACGUAGAAUCACGUCGAUACUAUUUACUAACCAACCAAGUUUACUCACUCAGCCGGAAAUAUUCGGAGAUUGCGAUAGUUGAAGAACCCGCAUAUACGUAACUGAAUUAUAUUCGAACCUAAAGAAAUCCUAGUAUUAAUCCGACCGAAAACGAUCGGCUCCCAAAUAUUUGCCAUCGUAAUUGUACAUAAAACUGCAUGAAAAUAUCUAUGUUAAGAAAAUGGAUAAAACCUAGAAAGCAUAUUUCGUUUGCGUGCAAACAUAUUUCAGCCAAGGGGAUUAAUAAAUAUGAAAUUAUGAGCAAACCCAAAUAAAAAGGAAAUUACAAAUAACGUUAGGAUAAGCGAACAACUGCAGUGAAGAACUAAUAAAUAAAUAAAACCAA